This is a messenger RNA of Suillus paluster, 845 nucleotides long. RefSeq lists its product as uncharacterized. Gene Ontology annotation, molecular function: sphingosine-1-phosphate phosphatase activity. The transcript is spliced from 3 exons. Bases 133 to 681 code for a protein of 182 amino acids. The record is from RefSeq and is a predicted model, not a curated record. Lineage: Eukaryota; Fungi; Basidiomycota; Agaricomycetes; Boletales; Suillaceae.
GUUGAAUGACCGCCACGCACGCAGUGACGAUGGUAUCAUGAAACGAAUAAGAGAGGUGACAUGCUGAAAAAAAGAAGAUUAUAAACAGAGCGUUCACCGUCAACUUCCUUUCUGCGUUUAAGCAUAUCCUCCAUGGGAGCAGGACUACCGCUAUGGCUCAAAUUUUUGGAUGAAACGUCCAAAGUCGUGACUGCGUUGACUGCAGCAGCCCUUCUCUAUACCCGCUCUGCAGGUGUCGCAUAUUUCGUGACCGGCGCAAUAUUAUGUUCAAAACUUGCUAAGGUCAUUAAGAAGGCAAUACGACAGGAGCGCCCAUCGCAUUGCUCCGCGCACAAAGUGACCUAUGGGAUGCCCAGCUCACAUGCAUCCACGUGCACCUUCUUCGCUGUAUAUAUUACCUUUGCUUGCCUUGAGCUACCUAUCCAUCCUACAUUCCCUCGUUUCGCUACGUUCGCUCCAGUGGUUGUCUUACCUUGGACAUGGAUGAUAGCUAUGUCAAGGGUCCGGCUGGGUCAUCACACAUGGCCGCAAAUCGCGGCAGGAACCUUACUUGGAACUUGCUGUGCUAGCUUUUGGUUCAAACUAUGGGUGGAAGAUGUGGCUGGCGUCAAGACAACUGCAUCAUCAGUAAAUGUCAAGUUCACUCUUCUCUCGCUUAUCUCACUUUUUUGGGUAAAUUAAUGGAAGGAGUGUGUCCCUUUAUCAAACACGUUGGUGCUACUGACAUUUCGAGCUGUACUCGUUUCUCAUUUUUUCGUACUCUUCGAACACUUUUAUUAUCGCAAGUAAGGACUUACAUAUCUCAAAAGCAUGAACAUUCCAACUCUAAAUUCUAAUUUGCACCC